Messenger RNA from Patiria miniata (bat star), 1757 nucleotides. Its product is annotated as isatin hydrolase-like. The transcript has 3 exons. The coding region runs from base 111 to 1019 and encodes 302 amino acids. NCBI's taxonomy places the organism in Eukaryota, Metazoa, Echinodermata, Asteroidea, Valvatida, Asterinidae. The record is from RefSeq and is a predicted model, not a curated record. Gene Ontology annotation, molecular function: arylformamidase activity.
CGAAGAUAUAAAAGACCAUGCAACACAUGCCGCAAUUAUUGUGUCUCUGGUUGUGCACAGAAGUUCGUCCAACGGGAGUGGAGACUAUUGAGAACUGAGAUCCAAAUACGAUGGCUACAUAUCUUCCGAAGCACGUCAAAUGGCCACAUUUUACCCUGCUAGGGUUAGUGCUUGCUGCAGGGCUGGCAACGGCACUUAAGAAGGGUGAAGUCCUGGACAUGACGUACAAGUACGACAAUGUCACUACCCAACGUUGGGCAGGAUCUCCAGCGUUCGAUUUGACAAUCCUCCAGAGAGGACCAACGCCUUCCAUACCUUGGUUGGAAAUGAACAAAUUUUCCACUGCAGAGCACUUUGGUACACAUAUGGACGCCCCAGCGCACGCGGCAAAAGGCAUGUGGCGAGUUGACCAAAUCCCUCCCAGGAACCUCGUUGGUCCCGCUGUGAGGGUGGACGUGUCAGCCAAGGCUGCGGCGAACGCCGACUACCAACUAUCACCUGCUGAUCUGACCGACUGGGUGUCUGCCAACGGACCAAUUCCCGACGGCGCUUUGCUCUUCGUCUAUACCGGCUACGGAGCGCAUUGGACCAACCGGUUCGCAUAUUAUGGUUACGCAGGAGAGGAUGACUACUUAGACGCAGAUGGCAAUUCAUUGCUGCAUUUUCCAGGGAUCUCCGAGGCUGCUGCAACCUGGCUGGUGGAUAACACACAAGUCAGCGGCGUUGGCAUUGACUCGGCUUCUCUAGACUACGGCCCGAGUGUGGGCUUCGAGGUUCACCAGAUCCUGCUUCAGGAGAACAUCUUCGGCUUAGAGAAUGUGGCCAACGUUGAUUUAUUACCAACCACAGGUGCAACGGCCUAUGCACUGCCGAUGAAAAUUGGGGAUGGGAGUGGCGGUCCUGUGCGCAUCAUUGCCAUGCUAACUGAAAACGCCGAUGGCGGCUCCAAUCAGCUGAGAGUUGAUUAUGCAGCUCUCCUGGUGGUUGGCAUUUCUAUCAUUAUGAAGGCAAUUCUGUAGUUACAUUCGGCACGGACGUCGCUAGACCAAUCUGAAGGUGGUGUUGGGGCGGGGGAGGAUCUUGCCGACUGACUGGAAGGAUGAUCAAAGAAUUAAUGUUUUCCUAAUUGCCUUGGGGGGGGGGGGAACAGCAUUUGAAUAUGGGGCGCCUUCAGAGACGGAAGGGAGAAAGGGAAGUGCGUUAUACACACGAUUUUGCCGACAAGACGAUUUUGCAGACAAAACGCCCCCCCCCUUCUUUAGCGAACCCCUGCUCAUCAAUGUUGAUUUGGAUUGAUUUCAUAAUAACAAUGAACUUAAAUUACCAAAUACUAACAAUGAACUUAAAUUACCAAAUUUUAUGUUACUUUAAUGUUUAUGUUGUCCUUAAUAAUUAUGUAGAGCACAAUAGGCCAGACGAAGCGCAGAUGCGGGCUGGACAGCAAUUAAUUGUUUUCAGACGAUCAUUGUUUGAAGAUAAUGUUCUUUUUGAGAUUCUGUUUUGCGACCGUUAUAUCUUGUGUGUCUGUAGUGUUUUCCAUUAUGCCAUUGCUUUCGUCACUGUUUAUUUUCCACCUCUGCUGCUGUUACUUAUGAGAAGUUUUCACCAGACGUACAAUGUUUUCUGCAUACCUUGUUGAACACAAAACAAGUACAAUGCUGUGUUUGUAAGUUGAAUUUACAUAUUUACUAAUAAUAUAUUAAUAAUAUUUUUUUCCCAUUGUGUUGGCAUUAGUAAUAGGUGACAUAAUUAUUAAA